AUGGCUCCUUCUCUGCAGUUCCUUUUGUUCCUUUCAGGAACUUUGCUCUUUAUGCAGACUGCGGCAGAGGCUGCAGCUUGUAGCGACUGUUUCAUUCAUUCUAGGGCAGCUUACUAUCCAAAUUCUGAUGCAAAUGGAACAAAUACAGGCAGAUGUGGAUAUGGUUCAUUUGGAGCAACACUGAAUGAUGGGGAUGUAUCAACUGUAUCUGACCUCUACCGUGAUGGUGUUGGCUGUGGUGCUUGCUACCAGGUAAGGUGCACCAACAGUUACUAUUGCACGGACAAAGGAGUGACCGUUGUUGUAACCGACCAAGGAUCGAGUCAUAACACCGACUUUAUUCUCAGCAGAAGGGCCUUUGGUCGGAUGGCUCAAACCACAUAUGUGGCCGCAUCUUUAUUAGCCCUUGGAGUAGUUGAUGUUGAAUAUAGACGUGUUUCAUGCAGCUAUCCAAACAAAAACAUAACCAUCAAAAUCGAUGAGAACAGCAACUACCCUUACUAUUUGGGUUUUGUCAUUUGGCAUCAACAAGGAAGGAGGGAUAUCACUGCUGUUCAGCUAUGUGAGACACAAAAUUUUGUAUGCAAGCUCUUGGACAGAAGCUAUGGAGCUGUAUGGACAACUACCUCACCCCCCAGUGGACCCUUGUCACUUAGAAUGUUAUUUACUGAUGAGGAUGGAGAUGAGACAUGGGUAGUUCCAGUCAACAACAUACCUAAUGACUGGAAAGCUGGACAAACAUAUGAUACAGGAGUACAAGUGAACUCGUAA
Molecule: messenger RNA, 771 nt
Organism: Dovyalis caffra
Lineage: Eukaryota; Viridiplantae; Streptophyta; Magnoliopsida; Malpighiales; Salicaceae
Source: the annotation of a GenBank genome assembly